Messenger RNA from Microthlaspi erraticum, 990 nucleotides. The record is from the annotation of a GenBank genome assembly. NCBI's taxonomy places the organism in Eukaryota, Viridiplantae, Streptophyta, Magnoliopsida, Brassicales, Brassicaceae.
AUGAUGAUGGAUGGAGCUACAGAAGCCGACCUUUUCCUCCACUGUACGGACAUGUCUGUCUUAGAGCGCCAAAGGGCUCACCUCAAUUACCACCAUCCCGGUCUCGACUCCACUCUCGCCGGCUUCUUCUCCGAUUCCUCAAUGAUUCACGCCGGCGGCUUUCUGGGGACGGCCGGUUUGGAAUUUCCGGUGAUUUACGGGGAGACGACGAUGGAGAGUGAGUCUAGACUCUCAAUUUCGCCGGAGAAGAUUACUCCUGCGUCGUUUGGGUCUGGGAAUUUCAAGAAAAGAAAGUUCGAUAGUGUCGUCACUGAGACUAAGGAUCUUGAUGAGAAGAAGAAGAAGAAGAAGAUGAGGAACAGAGAAGAAGUUGAAGUUGAAGUAGAAGAAGAAGAGAAGUCGAAAAUAACAGAGCAAAACAAUGAGAGCACCAAAAGCAUCAUGAAGAUGAACAAGAAAUCCAGGAAAGAACAAAACGAUUGCUCGAAUGGUUCAUCAAAAGUGACCAAGGAAAUGCAGAAAUCGGAUUACAUUCAUGUUCGUGCACGGCGAGGCCAAGCCACUGAUAGUCACAGCAUUGCAGAACGAGCAAGAAGAGAAAAGAUCAGUGAGAGGAUGAAGUUUCUUCAAGAUUUGGUUCCUGGAUGCGACAAGAUCACAGGCAAAGCAGGGAUGCUUGAUGAGAUCAUCAACUAUGUUCAAUCUCUUCAGAGACAAGUCGAGUUCUUAUCGAUGAAACUAGCAGCUGUGAGUCCCAGAAUGGAUUUCGAUAUUGAUGAAUUUUUCGCGAAAGAGGUUGUCUCAGCUCCAGUGACGAACCUAGCAAACAAUGUGACGCCAUCACAUGAGAUGGUUAACUGCUGUUAUCCUCAUGAGAUGGUUAAUUCCGGUUAUCUUCAUUUCAAUCCAAUGCAGCAACAUCAAAAUUGUCAAGCUCCUUCGAUGUGGGACUCUGAUGUGCAAAAUCUUUAUAGCAGUUUAGGAGUUUGA